GCGACAAAUCAACUACAUCAGCGGUUCCUUCGACAAAAGCGAUACUUCAGCUAAUAUCCACUCGCUACUUCGACUUUGAUCAACACAUUCGUUAGCAAAAAUGCGUUCACUCGUUACUCUUAUCGCAUUUGCCGCUGCUGCUACUGCAGCUACAUCCUCUCUCGUUGCAAGGGAAGAUGCCCAGACCUGCGCUAUGCGCACUCUUCUUUCUAGUAGCGCUUGCAAUACCGGCGAUGCUGCCUGUCUCUGCUCUGACUCUGCACGCACGGCCGUCAUGCAGGAGAUCAAGGCUGCAUGUGGUGCUGAACAGAGUGACUUGACCGAUAGCCUCGCCAGCGAGGCAUGCCGUAUGCAGAAAGUGCGUCGUGCAACUCAACCCUCCGCCACCGUCGUGCACAUGGGUCUUGCAACACCCUCAUCGUCACCAGCAGGCCGCGUUAACGGUGCACAGGAAAGCUCUGGUCAAGAAGCAUGCACUUGCGCCAAUACAAACACCAAGUCCAACACUCCCUCCGCCUUAUCUGAGAACGACACCGAAGACUCCGAACUCAGUGGAUCAUCCUCCCACGAGUCCAACAUCCCUGCUCAGAGCAGCCGUGUCUAUGCUCCUAGCAUGAUGGCUACACCCGCUGCUUCCUCUGCUGCUCACCACGGCGUUAUGACUCCUCCUUCUACAUCAUCAUCGGCUCGUGUUGCUACUCCAAGUGGUGCUGAUGCCUACUCGCCCUUCAAGGGUGCUGGUAGCCAAGUUAUUCCUAGCUUGAGUGCUGUUGCUGGUGGUGUCUUGGCUGGUGUCGUUGCCGUUUUUGCUACCUUGUAA
Talaromyces stipitatus ATCC 10500 is the source of this 820-nucleotide messenger RNA. RefSeq lists its product as uncharacterized. Lineage: Eukaryota; Fungi; Ascomycota; Eurotiomycetes; Eurotiales; Trichocomaceae. The coding region runs from base 101 to 820 and encodes 239 amino acids. The transcript has 3 exons. The record is from RefSeq and is a predicted model, not a curated record.